CGGGCGGCCGCCAGGGGGCUCCAGUGCUCUCUAACCCGUGUUGUUGUCCUUCCCUGCCACAGUAAACAAACACCAUUUUCACCCAUUUUAACCCAUUUGGCGGCUUUAAAACCCCGCCGCGAGCCUCCGAGACCCGCACUGGCGGUCAACACCGCCCCACCGACCACAAAUUAAGGGCGUAAGAUAAACCUGAAGCGAGGAAGAAUGGAUUAAUGCGUACGCGUGUGUGAGACGCCUCCUGGAGUGAGUGACAGUGAGUCAAAAGAUUAUCCCCCCCCCUCAGCGAGGCACUAAUUGUGACCCAUGGCCCUCCUGCUGCCACCCAUGGCCUCGCAGGCACCCAUGGCCCUCCUGCCACCCGCGGCCACCCGCCAGGCAUCGUGGUGUGCCCUGGCUGCCUGGCUGUGAAUGGCACUCCUCUCUACUGCCAGCCUUCGGUCCCCGGAGCGUCUUGAGGCUUCAUCCAGGCUCUGUAUCAUUGAUGAUAGAGAGAGCCAGCAUGGGUGCCACAAUGGCCAUUCACCUGAUACCACUUAUAUUCAUCUUUGCACCCCUCACACAGCCUACAGGGAGUCAAAUGAUAAGAGAAAUGACCAUAGUUGGUGAGAAUGAACCAGUUGCUGGAACAAAUGUCACCAUUAGCUGCAAGGGUCGGGGUGACUACCUACAGUGGCUUCAUGGCCACCAUAAUAUUACGCCAGAUGAUGAACGAUGGCAUGUGGAAACUGAGAGAAAAGAACAGAAUAUCCGCAGUCACCUGACCAUCAUCCGUGUUGGCUUGCAUGAUUCAGGGCACUACCACUGCCAUAUUAGCAAAUCCAACAAAGACAAAAUUAUUGACAAAAAUGUCACCAUUCAUGUACGGGCUGGACCUGUUUUAAUGGAGGCACGGAAUGCUACUGUGAGAGUCGGACACAAGGCCAAGCUUUCAUGUACUUUUGCUGCCGUCCCUGCCCCUGAGGUCCACUGGCUCAAGGAUAAGCUAAUGCUUGAUAAAGCAAAGGGGUUCAGUAUUGAGACUCGCCAGGAAUCAGAACUUCACCUGUCUGAUUUGUUUAUUGACAAUGUCACUCUCAAAGACAAUGGAACUUACAAAUGUAUAGCCUCAAAUGAGGUUGGUGCAGGCGACCAAGAGGGUGACCCGUAUCUCCUCGUCCAGGAUUUACCAGAAGUGAAUUUAACUAAGGUACGUGCUAUAGGCACAAGUGAGAUACAGUUAGAGUGGACCGUUCAUGACAACAACUCCCCAGUACAGCAGACAAAGAUCUAUAUUGCUACGGGUGAUAAUGACUUUGGUGAAUCUUCACUGCUUCCCGAGGAUCAAAAGAAUAUCAUAUUGGACGACGUUGGCUCGCCUGGUGAGGAAGUUCGUGUAAAGCUUGAAGUUACCAACGAAGUUGGAGUGAGUGAGAGUGAUCCUGAAACAGUCACCUUGCUUAGUGAAGAACCAAGAUUCAUUCCAGAAGCAUCUCCAAAGGGCAGUGGCCUCGACUCCUUUACUGUAGGUUGGAGCCAGCCGAGUGAAAAUAGCAAGGAAUUUGUUGGACGUUACCAUCUGUCUCUCAGUGAUCCAACGACAGGAGAUGUUCAAGAGUUGUUUGUGGCUUCUCCAGCUGUCGAUCAUUUAUUCACUGAUCUCAAGCCAUCCACAGAGUACAAAUUUAAGGUUGCCGCGUGUCUGAAUGUUUUCCCCGACCGAGAACGAGAUUGUGGGGAAUAUUCUCCUCCGGUAGUUGGAAGGACUCUGAAUGGAUUACCGGGAGUAAUUUCUGAUUUGUUGGUUGAGUGCAAGCAGAACCCACACAUGGCCAAUACUGUCCACAUUCAUUGGAAGCCUCCAACCAACCCAAAUAGUUUAGUUGACCAUUACAAAAUUGAACUGAAAGAAACUGCAUCGUUCAUUAAUGAGGAAGGACAGAGGCAGUACUACAAUAAUGAACAUAAGCAAAAUGUGGCUGCGUCUCUCAGAAACUACACCUUUUAUAAUGCCUUGCCCAACACAAAUUAUACGGUUAAGGUUUAUGCAGGCAUAAAACGCCAGUACAGCUCUCCCAUGAACGCAGUGUGCCGCAUGCCUGUUUGGGUGCCAGUUUCUGAGCGAGUAACUUGGUGGAAAUAUGUGCACGAAGGUCAGAUUGUACUCAAGCUUCCAGUUCCACGAGUGUCUGAACGUAACGGAACCAUUUGCUGUCACAGGGUUGUGGUGGUUAAGCUGGAAGGAGGUUCACCACUUCAGAAUCUGCCCGAGCCCAGUAAGCUGCCACUCAGUACGUACGAAGAGGUUCACCGCUCUCCUUCCUCCACCGGUGCUUAUGUUGCCGAGGCAUUCUCUGGGUGGAACAUAAAGGAUAAGUACCUACUCCUGGGCGAUGGAAAAGUUGUGGGUAACUGGUCUGGAGGCUGUUCUUCGUGCUUGGGGGAAAUAAACCCAGGAGGCGAAAUGGCAGCAUUUCGUGGCACUCCGGGACAGACUGCCGUCGUUCCCGCCACCCGAGGAAACAGGCGUUCUCUGCUGUCUCUUCAAGUUGCGCCACCUGUAGUAGAUGGUCUCCUAUCAAUGGAAUCCAAUUACACGGGCUUCAUAGUAAUGUCAGUACAAUCGGAGGAUGGAAAAUUGCUGACGGCAUUUAGUGAAUACUUCCCUGUGGUUCAGCCUAUUGAGGAUGUGGUGGACACGGGGCCCCCCACUCGUAUAUCCGAGAUGCAAAUUAUUUAUGUCGCUACGGGACUCUUCACAUUUCUCCUCCUGCUCAGUAUUGGACUGUGCACCCUUCUAUGUUUUUACCGAAGACGAAAUAAGCAUCUGGAAGAGGAAGAGGUUGCAGAGAGUCUGUCUGGUUCUCUUGGCCAUACGAGCCUGCCUUUGCUUUCUGUGGCCGGGGCAAGCACGGGCCCCAGAUCCGAGGCCGAUUAUGCUGUUGGUGGGGAGGAGCUACAGAAGAUGGUGGGGUCGCCACAUCCCUAUGGAACGCCGUACUCCAGCUGCAUAUUCCAAUUUAGAAGGAUCUUUCGUUCGCUGCGACGAUCUCACACGCUUAUGUCCCAGCCAGCAGUAGAUGUGAAACCAGUUCCUCGAGAUGAGCUUGUUCCACAAUAUAUCGAUAAACUCAAAGAUUCAGAACUUGGAUUCAGACGUGAAUACGAGGCACUCCCUGAGAAGUUUUAUGAUCGAACAAGCCGGGCCUCAGACCUCAUAGAAAAUGCUCCCAAGAAUCGCUAUCCGGAUAUCAAAGCUUACGACCAAACGAGAGUAAAGUUAACGCAACUGAAUGGAGCUGUUGGGUCAGAUUACAUCAACGCCAACUAUGUUUUGGGUUACAAGGAACGCAAGAAGUUUGUCUGUGCUCAGGGACCAAUGGACACAACAGUGGAUGACUUCUGGAGGAUGAUAGUUGAGCAAGGGUGCGGUGUGUGCGUUAUGCUCACAAACUUAGAAGAAACGGGCAAGAUAAAGUGUGUAAAGUAUUGGCCUGAAGCGGGCCAGCCCAAGACAUUCGGUAACAUCACUGUUUAUCUUGUCAAGGAAAAGGCAUACUCAGAUUUCAUGGUUCGGACUUUGAGAGCAGAAUGGGGUGAAGGGGAGGAUCAGCACACCCACGAAGUUCGUCAGUACCACUAUUUAUUGUGGAAAGACUUUGUUGCUCCUGAACACCCCACAGGUGUGCUCUCUUUCCUCCGCCGCAUCAACGAGGCAUAUUCUCACGACCAGGGACCACUCCUCAUACACUGCAGUGCUGGUGUCGGACGGACAGGAACCUUAGUUGCCCUUGAUUCUCUGGUGAUGGAGCUGGACGAAGAAGGCCAGGCAUCCAUCUUUAACCUUAUCUGUGACCUUCGACACCAAAGAAACUUCCUUGUACAGUCUUUAAAACAGUAUGUGUUCAUCCACCGAGCAUUAAUGGAAUAUGUUCAGUUUGGAAACACAGAGCUGAGCAUUCCUCAGCUUAAGGAAGCUUAUAGCAAUCAUACUCAUCAUGACAGUUUGGAUGACUCCUCCCCAUUGGAGAAAGAGUUUGAGCGUUUAAGCAAAGUGGUCGAGGACAGAAAAGCCUUCGCCAUUGCCACAAGUGAAGAAAAUAAGCCUAAGAAUCGCUAUGAUUUUGUUUUACCGUAUGACUCCAAUCGAGUUAUUCUGGCACCACUGUCUACCAGACCAUCUUCUACGUACAUUAAUGCCUCAUUUGUCACUGGAUAUGAUUUAGCAGAGUCAUUUAUUGUCACUCAAGAUCCCAUGGAAAACACCAUAGCAGACUUUUGGAGAAUGGUGUUCGACCAGGAAGUGACGACCAUCGUCAUGCUCUCAGAGCUUGGUAGUGGUGAGCAGUGCUGUAACAAGUAUUGGCCCGAUGAUGAGGAGACGUACGAGCACAUCUCGGUAAAGCUGGUGUCGAGCGAGAGCUACCCCAAGUACUCCAGCAGGUCCUUCUUGCUAACUAAUACUAAGAAUGGUGAUGCAUUAACAGUAACUCACUUCCAUUAUAUCGGAUGGUCAGGACUAUUAGGAGAGGUUCCCUUAGUAACUCAUGGAAUCAUGGAGAUUAUCACCAGGGUACAGUCUCACGUUGACGUCAGUUUGUCUACUGCAACUCCUACACUCGUCCACUGCUCUGGGGGUGGUGACCGCAGCAGUGUUUACGUGUGUCUCAACAACUGCCUACGUCAGCUACGACGAGAAGGUCGUGUAGAUGUGUUCCAGACUGCCAGAAGAAUAAGAGCUCUUAGACAAUUUCUUCUUCAGGAAUUUGCACAAUAUGAGUUCACCUACAAAGCUCUUGUGGAAUUCAUUGACAACAAAGGUUUGGAAAACCUUUGAGGAAUUAUCUGCACAUCAUUAAAGAUGUACAAAAUAUUGGAUGUUUGGAUAUGAGACCUUUGUGAUUGGAAUGAAAUUCAACUAGAGACUUUACGAGUUACAGAAAUCACAAAUAUCUUGAACAUUCUGAUACCAGUAUAAAUUGUACUCUCUCUGAACAAUAGUGCAAAGAUAUGUGCCCAGACACUUUUAAGUGGCUAAAUAAAAUUAUCUUCAUUUGUAGCAUUUAAAGAAAUUGGACUUGGCUACAAUGUGGUGAAUCUUAUUAAUGUAAUUCUUGUAGUGGAGAAACUGUAAAGAAUCUCCCAGCAAUUCUAUAAUGUCACAAAAUAAGUAGGUCAGCUGUGAUGGUCAGCCAUCGUACUACUACUUAAAUUCCUAAUAAAAAUAUUUGAAUAUUUAUAAGGUUACCUGAAGACUGUUGUACCCAAACGAACAUUAUAAUGCAAAGCAUUGCAUUAUUUGGUUGCAUGUAACUCCCGAAUGCAUUAAUAGACACACACAAGAACUUGGGUUUUAGAAAUUCAAGAAGAUUUAGUAUGUUUUAAAGAAUUCCAUCCCAAUGAAAUGUAAUUGUGACAUGUGCUGAUGCUGCUAAUGCUAACUGAGUGCUGUUUAGCCUUCAGGUUGUAUAUGCUUGGUUUGAAUGCUGUUACUUAUAGAUUCUAGUGACCAUUAAGGUCGUCUGUAAUGAUAGAGAUGACCGUUUGUGCUCAAAUGUUUUCCUGUAAUAUAUUUUCUCAAUUAAAUUAAUUUUUUUUUUACUUUUAAAUAUUAUUUUUCUUUAGUCAAAUAUUAUAUUCUUUACUUACUUUCAGUUAAGUUCAAAAUUUAUUUUGGCAGCUUUGUCAGAAGAAAGUGAAAUGUUAAAAAUUGUGAAUUUCUUGUCAUAUAUGACAGAGCUUCUGUCAUUCAUUUUAUACAUGUCAUGGCUUAGUUUACUAUUUGCUUAUUUAGAAGCUAGUGAAGCCAGUACUGCUUUUUCAUUUUUCCUGAUUGAAUUUAUAUUAACCCUUAAACUGCUAAGCUAAGUCCUGCAUUUAAGGUGCACAUGUUGAAAGGUAUUGAAAGGAUAUAUAUAAGGAUCAGUCACAUGUAAGGAUUUGCACACAGGAGGAACUCACAGAUAGCGACUAUAGCAGUGUAAGGGUUAAUGGUUGGUCGAGCAGACCACGUGGAAGUACUGUACACCCUGGGACCAUGCGAUUUCUACACUCUUGCAUUUAAUUAUGAUACUUAUUCCAUGUAUGGGAGCAAUUUAUUCUAACCAUAUCACUUCUUGGGGCAGAUUCCUACCUAAAAUUUUCAUUUGGUUUCUUUAAUUUGUUGUAUCAUAAUGAAUGAAGAUUUAAUUGCAUUAUAGUCAAAUCCCAGUAAUAUGUAUCGGUAAAAUACGUGUAUCAUUAAUACUGUACCUUGUGAAACAAAUGUUAGGAUCAUAUUUUGGCAAAUGCACAAACUGUAAAUUUUUGUAAAAAUUAGACAGGACAAACAAAUAAGGAAGCAAAAUUAAGGGAAAAGUGAAAGUAAUUUCAGGAUGUGAUAAUAUAUGUAUAAUACAUUACAUUUUAGCAGAAUAAUGCAGUAAUGUAUAUACAAUAUGGUAUUUUAAUAUUGUACUGUAUAUACCAACCUAAUAUGUGUGUGUGUGUGUGUGUGUGUGUGUGUGUGUGCAGUCUACGCACAACCAGGCUACCCUCGGUUGUUAACGCCUCUUAAAAAUGUGGCUUGUUGAUCUAUUUAACGUGAUUUAUGUACAGUUGUUUAACACUGACAUGAGGUAAACCCAACUUGGUGUUGCUAGUGUCAUAAGAAAAGAAACUCAAGAGAUAAUUCUGAGAUUAAUGUAGCUUUAUGCUAUCUACUCUUGGGGUUGAUAUGAUUAUGAUGAGCGAUAGUAGCACAAGAUGGGUUUAAGCUCAAGGGGGCGCACCACAUCUCAACACAUGCUUUGGUAGGAUGGUGACAGAGGUGACCAGAGGUCAGUAGUAAGCCCAGGCAUAAAGUAUGAUACUGUAUGUACUACAUUGUGCAGCACAUCACACUGUGCUAUACAGGCUGUUAUGGUGGAAUGUACUUUAUGAAUUAGUCACCUGAGUAGUUAAGCUGAACCUGAAGACAGAACAAUAAACAUUGCAUAUACCUAAAUGUGCAUGCAGUAUGGCUUUUAUAUCUUUUCAACUAUUAUUUUUGCCUACAUGCUAGCAGUCAUUCAUUGCUGUUCCUUUAAGUCUUAAAUCCUUCCAUAAAAUCCUUGGUAAAUCUGACUCCUUUGACAUUGCUCAUUUCACGUCUUUCUGCUUUUGUAUUGACAUCCUAAAUGAUACGUAGCAACUCCUGAAUUUUUUGUAAUACAGACUGUGCUAUACAGCUGACUGAACCUAGCGCUUUUGAUAAUUACUUGUCAUGUACAUGCAAGGGAUUUUGCUUGUGUCCUGAAGUGCUUGUCAGUUGAAUAAUUUUAAUAACCUUUAAUAAUUCUUCAAAAUGUCAUUGCAAGCAAGUAGCACUUUCAGUGUUAUGGAAGUAUACCUAUUUACUCUCUACAGUACCAGGAAUUUACAGCAGAGUAUUGGUAUUAUUUUAGUAGUGAGAUUUUAGUCGUGAGUGUUUUGUGAAUCGUUAGGGAAAGACAUCUUCUGGUCUUGAUGAUGAUCGUGAUGGGAAAAAAUGUAGAACUUGACUCAGAAUACGUUCUUUUAUCGGGUUCUGUUUCUCAUUAUGUAUUUGUAGUCCUCGCACUCCGUCAACAUGCUUUGAAAUGUUUAGUCUUAAUAUGUUCCAAUAACAGUUUCUGGUUUUUUUUCCUUGUCUAGCCCCAUGUUUUGAAAUGUUAAACAUUAAAGAUUUCCAAAUAAGUUGCAGCACUUGUAUAAUUUUGCUAUAAAUAAAAAUUCAUAGCCUAUGUAGAAAUUGAAAUGUGUUAAUUAGACGCAGUAUGUGAGUUUGGGUUGUUGGUUACAUUUACAUGCAGUUAGGAUUUUACAUGGAAGAUAUUCUUGUAAACAUUGAAAUUUUAUAAACACCAGCUUAAGAAAAUAACAAGUUUUAGUUUUAGCUAGCUUCAAUACUGAUAAUUCAGGAUAAGACUUUUUAUACAGCGUUGCUUAGUGUGUAAGAUAUAAAACUCAGAUGGAAAGCUAAAUUUAAUGUUUAAAUUUUCUGGUAAAAAUAUUUUUUAUUUCACAAGAAUAAUUCAGGUGCUAUUUUUAACAAGUCCAUUAUUUUUUUUUUUAUGAUAAAAAUAAGUGGUAUAGUUCAUCACAGAUGUUAGGCACGAGCUGUACAAAGUUCAGAUUCCACACUGCAAAAUUACAUGAUGUACGUUAGUGUGUGUGUUUCAAUUUUUUUUUUUUUUUUUAAUUCAUGGCCAAUUGAAAUGUAAAAAUGUGGUGAAACCUAUAAUGCUCUUAUGAGAGGAUUACACAUUUUAGCUGUAAAAUGUCACAAAAGCCAAAUGCAGUAUGCGUAGUUGAAGUGUAAAUAAGAAUUGACAAGCCGGAAAUGGUAGUGGAGAUGAUGUCCGAGAAGCCCGGUGUGUCGGGAGAAGGUAGUGCAGGUGAUGGCUAAUAAGCCACAGGUGUGUCAUGGGACAUUAGGGAAAGUGAUGUCCGGCAAGUAAGAGGUGUGUUGAGGGGUCAGUAGUGCAGGUGAUGACUGGCAAGCCACAGGUGUGUCAUAGGACAUUAGUGCAGGUGAUGACUGGCAAGCCACAGGUGUGUCACAGGACAUUAGUGCAGGUGAUGACUGGCAAGCCACAGGUGUGUCACAGGACAUUAGUGCAGGUGAUGACUGGCAAGCUAUAGGUGUGUCUCGGGACAUUAGGGAAAGUGAUGUCUGGCAAGUGAGAAGUGUGUUGAGGAAUCAGAAGUGCAGGUGAUGACUGGCAAGCCAUAGGUGUGUCACAGGACAUUAGGGAAAGUGAUGUCCGGCAAGUGAAAAGUGUGUUGAGGAGUCAGAAGUGCAGGUGAUGACUGGCGAGCAAAACCUGUUCAUGGCUUGGUAUUUUUCUAAACAUAUUAGAACAAAUAAACUGACCUGCCUAUUAACUAUUUUGCUUACAUUUUAAGCUAUCUUGCUUUUCAAGCAUUAGGAAAUUUUUUAGUAGUUCUCUUAAAGCUUGUACACUUUGGAGAAUGAUGAGAGAGAAAACUCUUCUAUAGCCAAAGAUAAUGUUUAGGAUAGGGCAGUCAGCAAUUUGUUAAGGGUAAUGCAGCCAGCAAUUUGUUUAGGAUAAGGUAGCCAAUGAUAUGUUUAGGGUAAGGCAGCCGGCUAUAAAUUAAGCAUAAGGCCACCAGCGAUUUGUUUAAGGUAAGGCAGUCAUUGGAUAUGUUUAGGGUAAGGCAGCAGAGGGAAAUGUCUUUGGAUAGGGCAACAAUACAUGUAUAAAGGGUGCAGCAGCCAGGGAUAUAUUAAGGAAAGGGCAAACAGGUAUGUAUUAAGGGUAAGGCAGCAAGGGGUGUAUUAAGGGUAGGGCAGCAAGGGGUGUAUUAAGGGUAGGGCAGCAAGGGGGUGUAUUAAAGGUAAGACAGCAAGGGGUGUAUUAAAGGUAGGGCAGCAUGGGGCAUAUUAAGGGUAGGGCAGCAAGGGGUGUAUUAACAGUAAGGCAUCAAGGGGGUGUAUUAAGGGUAGGGCAGCACGGAUGUAAAAUUGAGUGAGCACCUUUAUCUCCUUGGUUCAUGUUCCAACGGAUUAUCAUAUAUUAAUUUAUAUUUUUGUUAAUCAUUAUUUUGAUAUAUGUCCUUUGAUGAUAUUCUAAAAGCAUUUAAAGUUUGAAACAAUAUGCAUCAACAUUUCACAAUGAACAUAGUACAUACUAUUUCAAUAACUGUUUUCAGAACUCCAUUUUAUGUGGAUUGUCAUUCUAGAUGAUAUUUCCAAGCCAGUGACCUGGCCUGGGAGUCAUCAACUUAGGAAACCUGUACAUUUUUUCAAUAAUUAUGGCAGAUUUGUUUACGUGUAUUAAGCCGUUUAUGACUUCCAAAGUGCUGUGAGGUUAAGAACAUAAGAAUGAAGGUAACUGCAGAGGCCUAUUGGCCCUACAAAGCAUCUCCUAUUGGCCCUAACAAAGCAUCUCCUAUUGGUCCAUACAAAGCAUCUCCUAUUGGCUCAAACGAGGCAACUCCUAUUGGCUCAUACGAGGCAGCUCCUAUUGGCCCAUACGAGGCAGUUCUAAUUGACCCAUAUGAGGCAGCUCCUAAUGGCCUAUAUGAGGCAGCUUCUAUUAGCCCAUACGAUGCAGCUCCUAUUGGCCCAUAAGAGGCAGCAGCUAUUUAUAUCCACCCAAUCUCAUUCAUAUAUAUAUAUAUAUGUCUAACCUGCUCUUGAAGCAGCCAAGGGAUCCUAUUUCUAUUAUGUUAAGCGGUAAUUGGUUCCACAGAUCAACAACCCUGUUACCGAACCAGUAUUUACCCAGGUCUUUCCUAAAUCUAAACUUAUCCAAAUUAUACCCAAUGUUUUGUGCUCUAUUAGGUUGUUUAUAAUAAUAAUAACCUUGCGUUGUGAAGUUUCCAAGCCCAUAAAUUAAAUGUCACUAAAGUCAACAUGAUUGUUGAAAGAUGAACAGGUUUCCUAAGUGGAUGUGUAAAUGCUUGACGAAUUGUGUACCAGGUUAGAUACAUAUACAUAAUUACCAUAUGAUAAGUUGUAUGUUAUUUCAUUUAUAUUUUGAGUGAGGAGGAGUUUAAUUUAUAUGGUUUUAACCCUUGGAGUAUUUUAACACAAUAAAGUAUGUUUGAUAUCUUCUGAAGCAGCUUGAGUUUGUUUCUUAUGCUUGGCUUGGCACCAGUGUGUUACGAGUAUUCGUUUGAUGCUAAAAUUGUUUUUCAUAAUAUUUGGUGGGAGAGUAUCACCCCCCAAUGUCUUUUCAAGGGCAUAUGUAUUAUACUUUGAUCUGGUACCCAUAUGCCGUAGUAAGAUGCAUCGUGUUGUUUCUCAGGACGGGCAUAAACUGGUUCUCAGGAGGGACAUAAACUAUUAUUUAAGAGGACGACUGCAAAGGUGCAGUCUGUUUUAUUCUGAUGCAAACCAAUGUUCAUAAAUUUCACCCAAAAAUUAUGCUAAUGGAAAUUUUGAUCAUGAGUCCUUCAUUUGGUUUUAAAUUCAUAUGUAUUCCUUAUCAUUUUGUAAUAUAUUGUAUUGUUAGGUAAAAUUAAAUGUUGGUAAAAGUUUUGGAAGCAGUAUUUGUUUAUUUUAAUGAAGGGUAUAACAUGAUUGCUUUGGCUUAGUGCUUUCUCCAGAUAAUUACCUUGCCUCCUCACUUUUGAAAUGCAUUUAGUUUGGAAAUUAUGCAUUGUGAUGUAUCAUUUUGGAAUGAUAAUUUGUGUGGUGUUCAUCUCUGAAGACUGGUCAUCGUCCUUAAAUAUAUGAACGAUUCCUCAGUAUUUUUUUUUCUCUCCCAGGGAUUUUUCCUGUCCAGACUCUAGGCCUCUGGCUGGCCUGCUAGGUGGAGUCCUCAGUUAAUAUGCUUAUGUGUUUGAUUUUGUGUAUUAUAAAAAAUAUUUUUUUUUGUAAUUUGUUGCCUCCUCAUAACAGUUUUAGAAGUAAUUUUUUAAUGGAGGUAUUUCAAGAAUAUUUUAUAUGCCUGACUCAACUUUUUCAGAUCUGAAAUGCUUAUAUUUUUGUACUCUGUAGUGGCAUUUCUUUUUUUUAUUUGCAAUUUUGGAAGCUAAUUAUAAUUUAUAUUUAGUAGGUUGAGGGGGAAUUACACUGUAUCUGAAGUAUAGUUAAAGAGUUUGUGAGACAGUUUUCGUAAAAUUUGAAUACAAUAAACAUUACUAUAUCGUACUGUGUACCAGAUUGUGCUCGGAGUUUUCCUGCAUCUCUUUUUUUUUUCUAUUGUUCUGUUAGAUAUACAAAUUCUUUGGUAACGUGACUAUUGUUUUGAAAUAAAUUAUUGUAUGGUGUCCGACUGUGACAUGUUUGGGCUCUCUAUUGUGUAUCUUGUUUUUGAGAGAUGAUGAAACUUUUGUUUCCUGGCUGUCCAUUGACAUUGUAGUUAGUGUUUACCAGACCACACACCAGAAGAUGAAGAAACGAAGGACCGAAACGUCAUCGUUUCUUCAUCUUCUGGUGUUUGGUAUGGUCAUCAUAUCAUCAACCACAUUAAUGUCACUCAUCGUCUGUAUUGUAGUUAGUGUUUACCUUAAGCUUUGAAACACACAUGUCUCUAUUAGUGAUGCUUUUCUUUGCUGCCAAUAUUUGAACUAUUACAGUACAGUACAGAAUAUGUUUCUUAAAAUUGUUUUAACACUAACCUUAAAUGUUUAAACAUGUGCGUUUAGGGAUGCAUGACUUGUAGUAUGUUUUAAUGUUGAUUGCUCAUAGUAACAGUUAUUACAAAUUAGUUUUCAGAGGAGGGAGUGUUUGUGAGAAAAUAAUAGUCAUACAAUGGGUUCGAACCUGCAUCCCCGAACUCCUAAGGGAUCUAUUGUAUGGAUUGCAAUAUUUUUUCAAAGCUAGAUCAUGUUUGUGUGAUUCCAUUGUGCUGGGAAUGUAUGUGUUUGAAAAUAUUUCAGUAAUGCCUAAACAGGUUUGCUUGAAAUUUCACCAACACACACACACACCUUGCCACUGUUUACUAUGUAUUUUUUGGGGGUGGGGGGGGAUGGUUUUGUUGCUGGUAUUGGCUUCAUGAUCUUUACAUAGAGCUGCCUUAUUUACAAUUAAUGAAGUAAUACUAUUGUUUUUAAUACAAGAAUCACUUUGAAAUGUAAA
Molecule: messenger RNA, 12529 nt
Organism: Procambarus clarkii (red swamp crayfish)
Lineage: Eukaryota; Metazoa; Arthropoda; Malacostraca; Decapoda; Cambaridae
Gene: Ptp69D
Product: Protein tyrosine phosphatase 69D
Biological process (GO): protein dephosphorylation
Molecular function (GO): protein tyrosine phosphatase activity; protein binding
Source: RefSeq, a predicted model, not a curated record